This is a messenger RNA of Anolis carolinensis (green anole), 3878 nucleotides long. RefSeq names its product bone morphogenetic protein 6 (gene bmp6). The transcript is spliced from 7 exons. The record is from RefSeq and is a predicted model, not a curated record. Bases 485 to 1900 code for a protein of 471 amino acids. Gene Ontology annotation, molecular function: growth factor activity; cytokine activity. Gene Ontology annotation, biological process: BMP signaling pathway. NCBI's taxonomy places the organism in Eukaryota, Metazoa, Chordata, Lepidosauria, Squamata, Anolidae. Gene Ontology annotation, cellular component: extracellular region.
GGGGGGGGGGGAGUGGAGCAGAGAAGUUUGUGUCAUUGGCGAAAGUGGAAAGAGGCGCAAACGUGAAGAGGCUGAGAAGGGGGAAAGGGGCGCGAAGCGAGAUUGAAAGACGGUUCAAGGAAAGGAGUUGAUUUGGGAGGCGUUUCUCCCACCCCUCAAGAAGUGGUGUCACUGGAGAAAGUGGACAGAGGGGCAAAGAAGGAGGGAAAAAGGGGCGCGUAAGAGGGAUUAAAAGGCCGUCCGGGGAAGGGAGUUGAUUGAGGAGGCGUUUCUCCCCUUGGGAGAAGAAGGAAGGCUGAGGAGAACUUUCUCCUCUUCGGGCGCUCUGAGGAAGACGACGACGGAGUGGGAAGGGGUUGGCACCUGAGCAGAGAGAGACGGAGGCACGUCUUGGCAUUCCUCGCGGCAUGGCGUUCCCAACGUCGAAGGCUGCCCCCAACCCUGACCUGAACUGAGGGCGAGGAAGGGGGCGGCACUGGCAGCCAUGCCUCUGGGGCUGCGCGGGCUCUGGUGGUGCUUGGCGCUCUUCUGCAGCAGCAGCACCAGCUGGGGCUCCUCUCCGCCGCCCUCGCUGCCCGCCUUCCCCGCCCUGCUGCGGACCCCGGGCCUGAGGAGCCCCGCAGGCGGCAAGGACCCGCCUCCCUCGGGCUUCCUCUACCGGCGCCUCAAGUCCCACGAGAAGCGGGAGAUGCAGAAGGAGAUCCUCUCCGUGCUGGGCUUGCCGCACCGGCCCCGGCCCUCGCACGGGCUGCAGGGAGAGGCGCCUCUCUCUCGGCUGAAGCCGCACCAAGGGCGCCCCUCGCUCAACUCCGCGCCCCUCUUCAUGCUGGACCUCUACAACGCCCUCUCCACCGAGGAGGAGGAGGAGGGAGGGCGGGGAGAGACGGCGCCCCUGCCCACGGAGAUCCCCUUCCCGCGCAAGGCUCUCCUCAGCCACCCGGGCGCCUCCCCGGCCCUGGCCAGCGCGCAGGACAGCGCCUUCCUCAGCGACGCCGACAUGGUCAUGAGCUUCGUCAACCUGGUUGAAUAUGACAAGGAGUUCACACCUUUUCAUCGACACCACAAGGAAUUCAAGUUUAAUUUGUCUCAGAUUCCAGAGGGGGAGACUGUUACUGCUGCUGAGUUCCGAAUCUACAAGGACUGUGUCUUUGGAGGAUUUAAAAACCAAACUUUUCUAAUUACCAUCUAUCAAGUAUUGCAAGAACAUCAGAACAGAGAUUCAGAUCUGUUUAUGCUGGACACCAGAGCAGUGUGGGCCUCAGAAGAAGGCUGGCUGGAGUUUGACAUCACUGCCACCAGUAACAUGUGGGUGAUAAACCCUCAGCACAACUUGGGACUCCAGAUGAGCGUGGUGACCAGGGAUGGUCUCAGUAUAAACCCUAGAGAAGCAGGACUAAUAGGUCGAGAUGGCCCUUAUGACAAACAGCCUUUCAUGGUGGCUUUUUUCAAAGUGAGUGAGGUUCAUGUUCGAACGGCUAGGUCAGCCUCCAACAGGCGCAGGGAACAGAAUCGAAACCGCUCCACUCAGCCUCAAGACGUUUCCAGGGUAUCCAGUGUCACAGAUUACAAUAGCAGUGACCUAAAAACAGCUUGCAGAAAGCAUGAACUUUAUGUCAGCUUUCAAGAUUUGGGAUGGCAGGACUGGAUAAUUGCACCCAAGGGCUACGCAGCAAACUACUGCGAUGGAGAAUGCUCUUUCCCACUCAAUGCUCAUAUGAAUGCCACCAAUCAUGCCAUUGUACAAACUUUGGUUCAUUUAAUGAAUCCAGAGAAUGUUCCUAAGCCAUGUUGUGCCCCUACAAAACUUAAUGCAAUAUCAGUUCUUUACUUUGAUGACAACUCCAAUGUCAUUUUGAAGAAAUACAGGAAUAUGGUGGUAAGAGCUUGUGGGUGUCACUGACAUUAUUCUACAGAAAGACAUUGAAAACCAAACUAAACACUUUCCAUCCUGUGCCUCAGAUGGAACAUCUAAUGUUUCUAGAAGAAUGUGCCUUGAGGAAGAACAAAGAAAAUCAAGGAACUCUCAACGCUAUUUGUGAACUUCUGAAGAGCUCUCAUAGUGAUGCCUUUUUGGUCAUACAAAAAGUGUGCUGGAAUAAACUGUAAAGUGCGGGAUCCUGUUGAUGCAGCAAACCAAAGUCAUUCUACUGUUUGAUCUACAGUUCAGUUUAGGCACAGUCUUCAAAUCUUGGUAGAUGUCACAAGGAAAUGGGCUUUGUGCUGAGAAGGGAAAUGCACUGUUCCCGGUAAUGCUCCAUCCACAUACAGCUAAACUAAGAAAUCUUUACUUAGCUUCAAAAGCAUGCAAGCUGUAUGUCACAACCUUGAUCAUUAAGGCAAAGGCAAUGCCUCACAUUAAACAAACUGCUGCAUUUAGGUUUCCUUCUGGAAGUGAAAGGAGUGAAUUUACUGUGUUAAAAUCAAGCUUUGCUCCUGGCUCUUCAGCAACAGGCCUUGACUGUAAUGUGUCCUUAUGGCCUACGUUUCUCAAAAGAGAGUAUGAUAACACUAGCAGACUUUCUGGUGUGCUAGACAUAAAAUUGUCCAUCAGACUAAUGGGCAGCUUUUUAAGGUAAUUAUUAUGCUUACAUUUCACAGCUGGGCCUUGUUAGUUCUGAACUAGCUUUUUAAAGUACUUCCACCAUCACUACUAAGUGCACAUGUGUGCAUAAACACACAUGUAUUCUGACUCCUCAAGUGAACAGCAAAAAGGUAUGUUGGACUGAACCACUGUAAAAUGUAAAAACCUAACAGACAUGUUUAAGAUACCAGUUUUAAAAACUGAGGAUUCUGAAAAUAUUCUGAUACGUCUUUAGUUUUUAAAAAAAGCCUUUUAGCUUCUUAAAACAGGAAAUAAAAUGCACCAGCCUAAGUAUUAAAAUCUUGACUUCAGACGAUCAACUUAUUUUGUUGCACUUCUUAACAAUGCAACACAAAUGAAAAGGGCAAAGUAUGGGGGACAAAGCUGCAGGAAUGUGUAGAACUGCUUUGUGUUCAUUGGUGGAUUUAGUGAGGACUCAGUCCUACUAGUCCCAUUAAACACUCCUAAUAUACUUGUACCUCCUUUUUCACUUCUCCAUACUUUAUACAGAACCUUACCUCUCUUGGAAAAUAAAUUUGAAAUGUGUAUGAUCCUUACUUCCAAGAUGUGGCUCCACAUGGGAGAAAAAAGUUUUUCUUGGGGCAAGAAUUCAGAAAAGUGCACUUCUUCUUGACUACUUUGCAUUUUAAAAGGGCUUUUGUAAAUAAAUUAAAAUUAUAAUUUAUUUCAACUGUCAGAAAUAUUAAUUUUUGAUGUAUUAUGUAACAAGACCAAGGGUUUUUGUAAAAAAGAAGAUACUUUUAUUCAGAAAUUGCUUGUGUAAACAACUGUACCACUUGAUUUUGUACAGGAAACUCAUGAGUUACAGCUCAAGCCUGUCAUGAGAUUGUGCUUUGUUAGCUUUUUAAAAAAGCCAUCAUGAAUAAAGGAUCCUUUUAAGGCAGAAACAUGUGCAUUGAUGUGAUAGAUCUGCCAUAUGUGAUUAGCCCUUUGGUAGACAUUCCAUCUUUCACUCUCUCCAAAUUUGUGCUGGACAAAAUCCAUGACCUUUAAUAGAAAGGAUAAACUACAGUACAAAUUUAAGAAUAUAGACAUGGCUACUAGUAAUUGUAACCCUCCAUUUGAAACAAAUGGUAAUAUACAAUUUUCCCCAACCUGUUGCCCUAAAAAAACAGUGCCCUCACCAGUUAUAAGAGGUGUCAUCCAGCAUAUCAGGUGGUUGAUGUCAGGUUCAGGAAGGCUGAGCAGUAACAUUAUUUUACAAAUAAGAACCUAUGUGUACAUAACUUGCAACUUCUUCCCAAACAAAUGGCAAUAAAUGCUUAUAUACAAACUA